This is a messenger RNA of Hibiscus syriacus, 654 nucleotides long. Its product is annotated as 39S ribosomal protein L46, mitochondrial-like. Gene Ontology annotation, cellular component: mitochondrial large ribosomal subunit. Gene Ontology annotation, molecular function: structural constituent of ribosome. NCBI's taxonomy places the organism in Eukaryota, Viridiplantae, Streptophyta, Magnoliopsida, Malvales, Malvaceae. Bases 1 to 654 code for a protein of 217 amino acids. The record is from RefSeq and is a predicted model, not a curated record. The transcript is spliced from 5 exons.
AUGCUGAAUUGGUCACUGGAUAAGAUUGAAAAACAACAUCCUCUGUUAUGGGAGUUCUCAUGGAAUACAAGAGUAAUAGAAAGUCAUUGUUCAUUGGGUUACAUCAAAUAUGCUAUUUGUUUUCUCCUUGCUUUGCACUUUCAACGAGUGCCGGCAUACAAGUACAAAUUUGCGGAUUCAGAAAGAGGCAAAGUGCAACAAAGAUGGUUUUUCUUUUCAGCUAACGAAGUGAAAUUGUUGAAUAACCAGGGGAAAAGGUGCUACCAAAUUGACUAUGUUCCAGCUCCAAGAAUCACUGAAGCUGACAAAACAAAUGACAGAAAGUCAUUGCAGAGAGCACUUGAUAGAAGACUGUAUCUUCUUCUGUACGGUGAUAGUAAUGGAGCUCCUAGUGGGAAUCCUGUGUGGCAUUUUCCAGAAAAUGUUUACGAUUCGCAAGACAUAUAUUUGCAGUGUGCAAAGUCUGCCUUGGAAUCUGUACUUGGAGGCCUUUCUCACACUUACUUCGUUGGGAAUGCUCCCAUGGGGCAUAUGGUUAUAAAGCCGAAGGAGAAUGUGCCCGAACCAUACGAGUUAUUUCAACGGUUCUUCCUCAAGCGUCAAGUGAUAGAUACCAACAAGUUCAAUAUCCGGAAAUGCGAGGAAUAUUUCUGA